This is a messenger RNA of Nothobranchius furzeri (turquoise killifish), 1847 nucleotides long. RefSeq names its product dicarboxylate carrier UCP2. The record is from RefSeq and is a predicted model, not a curated record. Gene Ontology annotation, biological process: adaptive thermogenesis; mitochondrial transmembrane transport; response to cold. NCBI's taxonomy places the organism in Eukaryota, Metazoa, Chordata, Actinopteri, Cyprinodontiformes, Nothobranchiidae. Gene Ontology annotation, molecular function: oxidative phosphorylation uncoupler activity.
AACUAAGAGCGGAUCAACAAGUGCUCAAAUAUCCAGCUGUGUCACAGACUGGUACACAUGAUAUUUAAAAAUAAACAGGAGGGUACAGCAUGAUGGUGGCCAUCGGGCCAUGUGCUAAAGGUGCCUAUAAAUUCAGAUGCAUGUUCCACAGUGGAACAUUUAGCACACAGUACACAAAGGACUCUUUAUCGUCUUGUUCUUACUGGAUUAUAACUUUUUGGGACAAUUAUCAAGAGCGGUGUUAUGCUAACAGGCUUGCUUCUAAUAAAGUUUAUGGCCAAAGGCAUUUCCACGACAGAACCCCGUCCAAAGACCAACCUACUUCUUGAGAAAACCUGAUACUUGCUUUCACCCUUUCCCACAGACAUGAAAAUGGUUGCGGUGAAACGAAGUGAUGCUAUGCCCUCUGCGGGGAUUAAGGUCUUUGGAGCUGGUCUGGCAGCUUGCAUUGCUGACCUCAUCACCUUUCCCCUGGAUACCGCCAAAGUCAGACUGCAGAUCCAGGGAGAGUGUCAGAAGCUUGAGGGAUCCAGUGUAGCGAGGUACCGUGGUGUGUUUGGCACCAUCAACACCAUGGUGCGCACAGAAGGAGCCAGGAGUCUUUACAACGGACUGGUUGCUGGACUCCAGAGGCAGAUGAGCUUCGCCUCCGUUCGCAUCGGCCUUUAUGACUCCAUGAAGCAAUUCUACACUCGAGGCACUGAGAAUGCUGGGAUUGUUGCUCGACUCAUGGCGGGCUGCACCACUGGAGCCAUGGCUGUGGCUUUUGCACAACCAACCGAUGUGGUGAAGGUGCGUUUCCAAGCCCAGGUCCGACUGUCCGACGGUGAGAGAAGAUACAACAGCACCUUGGAUGCCUACAAGACCAUUGCAAGAGAUGAGGGAGUGCAGGGACUUUGGAGAGGAUGCAUGCCGAACAUCACCCGCAAUGCCAUUGUGAACUGUUCAGAACUGGUCACCUAUGACAUAAUCAAAGAGCUCAUCCUGAAGUACGACCUGAUGACAGACACCCUGCCAUGCCACUUCACGGCUGCUUUUGGCGCUGGCUUCUGCACAACAGUGGUGGCGUCACCAGUAGAUGUGGUGAAAACACGGUUCAUGAACUCAGGAAAUGGCCAGUACAGCAGCGCCGUCAACUGUGCACUCAUGAUGCUGAAAAACGAAGGACCCUCCGCCUUCUAUAAAGGGUUCAUGCCUUCUUUCCUGCGACUGGGGUCCUGGAACAUUGUGAUGUUUGUGACUUACGAACAAAUCAAAAGGGGGAUGACAGGAGCGCAGAAGUACUGGGAGUCGCCAUUUUGAUCGUUGAGACAUGAAAGAUGGUAGAGAUGGAUAAGUCUGACCUGCAGUGGUGAACAUUGUUUCUGAGACAUUUGUGGAAGACCAAAAGUGGACACUACAUGGCUGUAAGGCCCACUGAUUUGGAUGGACUCCAUGAGUUGUGCAUACAAACACGGGGCAGGAAGAACCAGGACAUCGCUGGAACACCAGGAUGAUUCAGAUAUUUUUGGGACUGUCAUAUUUACAGCGUCUCCAUAAUGUGUUCAGAUCAACUGGCUGCUUGAUGAUAAACUUUGAUGUUUACAAAGAUAAAGUAAAGGAUCACAUGAAUGGUUCGCUGGCGCUAUUCAAGUUUUCAUUCAGGGCAUUGUUCCAUGAUCAUUUCUGCUACACGUCACUUCUUUUAGUUUGCACAGUGGAUUGUUUACAUCGAUUCUGGUGCAUAGUAAGAAAUGUAAUGUUGAAUGUAAUAGUAAGCACUUAUUGUAUAUAAUAUGACUUGUUGCUGGUCAGUGGGUCAUGAAGACUUUGCACACAAUAAAAUAAAUAAAUAGUCUCUUUUUAAA